Messenger RNA from Schistosoma curassoni, 363 nucleotides. NCBI's taxonomy places the organism in Eukaryota, Metazoa, Platyhelminthes, Trematoda, Strigeidida, Schistosomatidae. The record is from the annotation of a GenBank genome assembly.
AUGAAUGCGAAUCUUUUACAUUUGCUUUUAGCCAUUGUGUUUACUGCCAGUAUUACCGGCAUUCACGCUUAUCGUACAGGUGACAGACAUUCAGAAACACUCUGUACAAUGUUUAUUACACUGAAAGAAAUAUAUGAAGGUAAUUGCAUGAACAACUCAAGUAUUACUGUUGGUGAAAAUGACGUGAACUCAGCAUUUGACCAGAUGUCCUUCGGCAGUCAUCCUGGUCAAAAUAAUGUCACCGAUAAUCAAUCCCAAAAACAGCGAAAAUGCUCAUUCAUAUAUGAAUUCUUUCACCCUCAUGUACAUGACUGCAUGAACAACUCAAGUAUUAGAGAUCGUCCAUAUGAAAAUGGAAAUUAA